UGUGUGUGUGUGUGUGUGUGUGUGUGUGUGUGUGUGUGUGUGUGUGUGUGUGUGUGUGUGUGUGUGUGUGUGUGUGUGUGUGUGUGUGUGUGUGUGUGUGUGUGUGUGUGUGUGUGUGUGUGUGUGUGUGUGUGUGUGUGUGUUCCUGGAAGCAGAGCGCCAUCUUAGAUGAACAUGGAGGGGGGUUUAAACUGGAAAACACAAGGAGAAAACUAUUCUUCUGGCUUAAAAAUGAUUUAGUACAGCUUGUGAUAUUAUAGAUUUUUAAAUAUUCCGGAUUUUGUUUCGAAAAAAGUGUAUAAUAGUUAGGUUGGGUGAUUUGUUUUACAACCUAGUUUGUUUUUGUUUACGUGUUAGCAAAGCUAGCUAGCUAGCUAACCUUCACUCCCAGUCGGCUAUGGCGUCUUCUAAUCCAGACAUGCCUGAUGUGCCCAAUCUGGGAAUGUCAGUGCCAGCCGGAUCUCACGCCAGCGCCGGAGCCCUCGUGCCGAAGAGCAGCAACAAACGCUCUGCCGCCUCCGACUAUGAAGAUGAUGAUGGAGGGAAGCUCUUCAGGUGUGACGAUGAAACUGGCAACUCUAAUGACAAGGAGCGGUUCGCCAGGGAAAACCACAGCGAGAUCGAGCGACGCAGACGCAACAAGAUGACCGCCUACAUCACAGAGCUGUCGGAGAUGGUGCCCACGUGCAGCGCGUUGGCACGGAAACCGGACAAGCUCACCAUUCUGCGCAUGGCUGUGUCUCAUAUGAAGACUCUGAAGGGCAGCGGCAACACUGGAACAGACGGCGCAUACAAACCAUCUUUCCUUACAGAUCAGGAGUUGAAGCACCUGAUACUGGAGGCAGCAGACGGUUUCCUCUUUGUGGUGUCGUGUGAGAGCGGCCGUGUGGUAUACGUGUCCGACUCGGUCACGCCAGUGUUGAAUCAGACGCAGUCCGAUUGGCUCGGCUCGUCUCUGUACGAUCAGCUCCACCCCGAUGAUAAGGACAAACUCAGAGAACAGCUGUCCACCACUGAGAACAACAACAGUGGCCGCAUGCUGGAUCUGAAGACAGGCACGGUGAAGAAGGAGGGAAGCCAGUCGUCCGUGAGAAUGAGCAUGGGGGCGCGACGCUCGUUUAUCUGCAGAAUGAGGUGUGGUACGACUCCUGUGGAUCCCAUGAGCAUGAACAGACUCAGCAUUCUAAAGAGCAGAAACAGGAGCGGCUUGGGUCCUGCUAAAGAAGGAGAGCCUCAGUACGUGGUGGUGCAUUGCACAGGAUAUAUCCGGUCCUGGCCUCCUACAGGUGUUUCUCUGUCUGAAGAGGAGUGUGAGACCGGACAGGGCAACCGCUACUGUCUAGUUGCUAUAGGAAGGCUGCAGGUGACGUGUUGCCCCAGUGACAACAACAUGAGCACGAUCACUGUACCGGUGGAGUUUAUCUCUCGGCACAACUGUCAGGGGAUGUUUACGUUCGUGGAUCAUCGCUGCCUGGCUACAGUAGGCUACCAGCCACAGGAACUCCUGGGAAAGAACUUUCUAGACUUGGCUCAUCCUGAAGACCAGGGACUCCUGAGGGACAGCCUCCAGCAGGUGGUCAAGCUCCGGGGACAGGUUCUGUCCGUGAUGUUUCGCUUCUGCACGAAAUCAGGCGAGUGGAUCCUGAUGCGGACGAGCUCCUUCACUUUCCAGAAUCCCUUCUCGGAGGAGAUCGAAUACAUCAUCUGUACCAACACUAAUGUCAAUAAAGCUCCGAAUCAGGACUCUCUCCCCCCUCUGUCCUCCCCCAGGGGGGCAUUACCUGCCCCUCUGGGGCAGAACAGCCCCAGCUGCCCCCCAGCCUCCAGCCCGGGGCAAGCAAAACAUAGCAGGCAGCUUCAGCAACAACAACAGGCUGAGAUGGAGGGUGGAGGGAGAGAGGAAAUCUAUGAGGCCGGACAGGUGGCCCUUCCUCAGGUUGCAGUGCCGCCAGUAGGACCAGAUCCAAAUCAUUCUAAGGUUUUGUCCUCCAGUGCACCCCCUACUGGACAGCAGGUUUAUAGUCCUGCCUCAUUCAGCACUAACCCACGUGCUAAUGAGCCCUUCAGGCAAGCUCCAUUAGCAACCCAGAUGUUGUCCCACAUGUCACGUCAGAGCGCCCCCUCUGGUCUCCCUGUGAACAGCACCAGCCCAGUUCAGACCCAGAAUGCAAACCCUGCAACCCCUGCUGCAUGGGCUCAGCCACGGGCUCCUUUCAGCACACAGGCAGGGAAGAGUCAGUCACCUCAAUUUUCAGUGGGAAAUUUUAACGCCCCCCCUUCCUCCUCUGCAUCCUCCUCUUUUGGGCAAAUGGGCGGAGCCUCAGCAAAUGUAGCAGCCAACACGAGUAAUUACUCUCAGAUGAACGCCCGCAAUCACCAGUCCACUAACGGAUACGGUGAUGUGAGUCAGUCAGGGCAGCAGUUCUCCUCCAGACCACCAGAGGCAGCAGCGUGGCAGCAGUGGCAAACUCAACCGCAUCCACACAACUCAGCAGACACACAUCCUCAUAUACAGAACAGCCAACCUGAGAUGUUUAACGAUGUUUUGUCCAUGUUGGAUUCAUCUGCGAACUUCAGCAACGAAGACUUCACCGAAAUGCCCAUGUUCCCUCCAUUUCCUGAGUGAUCUCUUUAAUCGUUCUUUUACUUCUUCUUCUUCUCUAGUUUCUCAAGAAACAAAACAAGGGGAGAUUUGUUGAAACCUUUCUUUUUUUUUUUUUUUAAGUUGUAAUAUAACGCCUUAUAGAGUAAGAGUUUUCCUCUACGGAGGAAGCAGCUGUGUUCUAAUAACCACGCACAAGUGCACAAAGUGAGCACAAUCAGUCCAACACACUGAGAUAGGUUUCUCCCGUGCGCCCCCCGAAGCACGCACAAACGCACGCACACCCCAACCGAGACCUUCGCAGGUUUGUAGCCCAAACACAAGGAAUGUGUCGACGUUCAAUUUUAUGUUUGGUAGCAAUAAUUGUUUGAUAUUUUACAAUAUGAUCACAGCAUAAUAGAUCUAUUUUUGUAUAAAGUGGUGGUCCUUAUCCUGCCUUCUAAACGGGACUGCCUUUACUGCACUGCCUAUAAACGCUACCUAUGUAGGGCGCCCCCUGCUGAGCAGAGCACAGAGGUAGCGACGAUAUUUUAACAACGAUGCGAAUCAUGCGAUUAUUAUAUCGUAUAGAUGAAGACAGACACGUGCCUAAGUAAAUUCCCACGCAAGGAACAAUCAUCUGAAAGCAGCUUGAAUUAUUAUUAUUAUUAUUCUCAUUAUUCUCAUUAUUCUCAUUACCCCAUGCAACUGUCUUAGAAAAGAAAUGAAAGAAAAGUCCAGAAUUGUUUCUUUUUUCUAUUUAUUAUUUUACAAAUCUAUUAUGAAAGUCUCAGAAAAUGACUCAAUAAAUAUCUAAGAGUUUGUCAUGCUUAAUCUGGUUCUGGUUUAAAAUGCAUAUGCAAAUUAGCAACCACGCUAGUAUUCAUUUUUUUUUAAUGCCAUUUUCCACAAACAAGUUGUAAGUACAACUGCGGUGCUCAGUUAUUCAGUUUCGUUACUUCAUCUUCGGAAAUCGCUUGUUCAAAACAUUUUUCCCUAAACGCUUCAUGCCUACGAUUGUAUAUACAAAUUUUUUUUUUAAAUUAAACAAAAAUGUAAUUAAAGUUAAUUACAUUUGUAUUUAAUUCCGCGGGCAAAUAUCAGUUGAAAUCGAGCUGUUUAAAUCUAAUCACUUGCUUUGUUACAGAAUUCAUUUUGGCUUGUGGCUUUUGCUUGUUUGUUUUUUUUUGUUUUUUAAAUUAAGUUCAUUUAUUUUAAUAACGUCCAUGUGCGUGUCUGGGGACGUGAUGAAAUCUACGAUCCAAAGAUUCCAGCGUUUUGCCAUUUCGAAAUGUUACGUGUUUGACGGAAAUCUAAAUAUCUAAAAGUGUAGACACACUUCAUGUUAAAACAGCAGCUUUUUUUGUGAUGGGGUGAAAAGUGGAGGAAAAAAAAAAUCCAUUUCCAGCUUUAAUGUGAAAAUGAUUCUAUAACUUAUACAAUGCUAUUGAAAUCCAAAAUGUGAGGGUUUAGAGGGGAAACAAAAACCCAGAAUAUCAUAACUGCAUAAGUAUGUACACCCUAUGAGAUCAUUAAAGGAGCUGUAGGUCUUUCUGUCGUGUACAGGUUGCUCCUUACGUAUGAUUACCAACUCCUGUGAAUUCUUUAUCUGAAUACAGAGCCAAGAUAAACUUUAUAUGGAAACGUUUGGUUCGAUGAGACAACUAUUGAACCGUUUGGCUGUAACUGUAGAAGGUCUGAUGAACAUGGUGAAGCAUGGUGGUGGUGGCAGCGUCAUGUUUUAAGGAACUGGGGUUUUAGUGAAGGUGUAUGCGAUCAUGAGUAGCUACACGCAACGCAGAGAAAUAUUCCCUUAUGCAAUUAGGUUAAAGAGUGCUUAUUUAUUUAAUUAUUUAUUUAUUUUUAAUCUGUGCUAUUGUAUAGGUUGUAAUUCUUACGUUAAAGCUGGAAACGUUCCGAUAUUAUUUUAUCCCUUUUUUUAAUAUAUAUAUUUUUUCACACAUCAAAAAAAAUCCUGCUCUUUUACCAGGAGUGUAGUUUUUAUAUCCCUUGCAUUUCUUUUCAUCCUUCUCUCUAUGUACUUCGAAAGAAAUCUUCAAUCCAAAGACUCGUUUUUUGUAGUUGCUUUUAAAUGUAUUUUUAUUUACCUUUUUUCUUUUUCUUUUUCUUU
Tachysurus vachellii is the source of this 4712-nucleotide messenger RNA. It is a transcript of the gene arnt, whose product is annotated as aryl hydrocarbon receptor nuclear translocator. Gene Ontology annotation, biological process: regulation of transcription by RNA polymerase II. The record is from RefSeq and is a predicted model, not a curated record. The transcript has 21 exons. Gene Ontology annotation, molecular function: protein dimerization activity; DNA-binding transcription factor activity, RNA polymerase II-specific; RNA polymerase II cis-regulatory region sequence-specific DNA binding. Gene Ontology annotation, cellular component: aryl hydrocarbon receptor complex; nucleus; cytoplasm. The coding region runs from base 398 to 2626 and encodes 742 amino acids. NCBI's taxonomy places the organism in Eukaryota, Metazoa, Chordata, Actinopteri, Siluriformes, Bagridae.